UUGUCGUUCGCAGAAAAUCCAUCAAAUCAUCAUGGACCAGCCUUGCCUCCGGUGCCCCCCCCUCACCGCCAGCAGCCAUCAGUUACAGCUCUUAACCAAGUUUUGAGCUCCACGCACCACGCUGGCCAGACUCUGAAUUCAACGCGGCAACUCACCCCUCCUACUGGAAGCCCGGCCCCCGUGGCUGGCCAAUCACCAGCCGAGCUGCAGACCACGCCCCCCGAGAGUGUCCCGCUGCAAGACAGCUGGGUGCUAGGUAGCAAUGUGCCUCUGGAGACAAGGCACUUCCUCUUUAAAACAGGUACAGGCACCACCCCCCUCUUUUCCACGGCCACUCCUGGCUACACCAUGGCAACAGGUUCAGUGUACUCCCCUCCCACCAGGCCAUUACCCAGGAAUACCCUGUCCCGCUCUGCCUUUAAGUUCAAGAAAUCCUCAAAGUAUUGCUCAUGGCGGUGUACAGCCCUCGGUGCGGUUGGUCUUUCUGUGCUGCUCUCCGUCCUGCUCUGUUACUGCAUAGCGAUGCACCUGUUUGGUCUAAACUGGCAGCUGCAGGAGAGCGAGACUUAUGGAGCAUUUGAAAAUGGAGGAGGUGGAAGAGAUACAACUCCCAACACUUUUGUGGUGUCCACGGACAACGGCAAGAUGUUUCUCCUGGAGAACAACACCAUAGACACAGGGGAGUUGGAUGUUGGAAGACGAGCCAUACAAGAUGUCCCGCCAGGUGUGUUUUGGAGGUCCCAACUAUAUAUUGACCAACCGCAGUUCUUGAAGUUCAACAUUUCCGUACAAAAAGAUGCUCUGGUUGGGGUGUAUGGACGCAAAGGACUCCCACCAUCACAUACGCAGUAUGACUUUGUGGAGUUGCUGGAUGGUAGUCGCCUCAUCUCCAAAGAGAAACGAGCCCUCAGUGACGUGGACUCGGUGUAUGCGCACCUGGCGGGUUAUCAAGACGAAGAUUCCAGCGGGGGAGUUCGGCACACACGCUCAGUAAAUGUGCUCGAGGCUGUCUUUAUUCAGUACCUGGACACAGGCAUAUGGCAUCUGGCCUUUUACAAUGACGGACGCAACACAGAACAAGUCUCUUACAAUACCGUCAUCAUAGAGUCAAUUAUGGAGUGUCCUCAGAACUGUCAUGGAAAUGGGGACUGUCUCUCAGGAAUAUGCCACUGUUUCCCAGGAUUUCUCGGGCCAGACUGUUCUAGAGCUUCGUGUCCAGUGCUGUGCAGUGGUAAUGGCCAGUACUCGCGCGGCCGCUGUCAGUGCUACAGUGGUUGGAAAGGCACCGAGUGUGACGUCCCAUCCAACCAGUGCAUCGACAUCCACUGUGGAGGACAUGGUAUCUGCAUCAUCGGCGCCUGCAUCUGCAACACCGGUUACAAGGGGGAAAAUUGCGAGGAAGUGGACUGCAUAGACCCUAUUUGUUCAAACCACGGGGUGUGUAUCCAUGGUGAGUGUCACUGUCAGCCAGGCUGGGGCGGAGCCAGCUGCGAGAUUGCCAAGGCCAUGUGUCCAGAUCAGUGUUCAGGCCACGGCACCUACAACGCCGAGACGAGCACCUGUGCCUGCGACCAGAGCUGGACAGGGCCAGACUGCUCUUUAGAGGUGUGCGAGGUUGACUGUGGCAGCCACGGCAUGUGUUACGGCGGCGCCUGUCGCUGCGAGGACGGCUGGACGGGAACCCUGUGCGAUCAGAAGGCCUGCCACCCCCUGUGCAGCAAGAACGGGGUGUGCAAAGACGGGAAGUGUGAGUGUGACCAAGGAUGGACAGGGGAGCACUGCAACAUUGAGGGAUGUCCAGGUCUCUGUAACAACAAUGGACGGUGCACUCUGGAAGCCAGUGGCUGGCACUGCAUCUGUCAGUCAGGAUGGAGAGGGGCGGGGUGUCACGUUGCCAUGGAAACACUUUGCACUGAUGGCAAAGACAAUGAAGGAGAUGGCUUGACUGACUGUAUGGAUCCAGAUUGCUGCCUGCAACCCUCUUGUCAGAGCCAGUUGUAUUGCAAAGGGUCACCUGACCCAAGUGAGGUACUCAGCCAGUCUCCAUCUUCACUGGCCCCACAGCAGGCCGCCAGAUCCUUCCAUCAGCGCAUUCACUUCCUUGUUGGCCCCGAAUCUACUCAUGUCAUUGCAGGAGAAAGUCCAUUCAAUAAAAGCUUGGUUUCCAUAAUUCGAGGCCAGGUGCUGACCUCCGAUGGAACGCCGCUGAUUGGCGUCAAUGUGACGUUUGUCCACUAUCCGGACCAUGGAUAUACCGUGACCCGCCAGGAUGGCAUGUUCGAUCUGUUGGCAAACGGUGGGGCGUCCUUAACUUUGAGCUUUGAGCGUGCCCCAUUCCUCACUCAGUACAGAACUGUAUGGGUGCCAUGGAAUGUCUUCUAUGUGAUGGACACAUUGGUCAUGAAGAAGGAGGAGAAUGACAUUCCAAGCUGUGACCUGAGUGGUUUCAUCAGACCCAGUCCUGUUAUCGUCUCUUCACCUCUGUCAACGUUUUACAGAGGCUCAAUUAAGGAUGGUCCCAUCAUACCCGAAACCCAGGUUUUACAAGAAGAAACCUCAAUACCUGGCAGUGAUCUGAACCUGGUCUACUUGAGCUCUAGGGCUGCAGGAUAUAAACCGGUCCUUAAAGUCUCCAUGACCCAGUCUUCAGUACCUUUUAAUCUGAUGAAGGUUCACUUGAUGGUAGCAGUCGUUGGCCGCCUCUUCCAGAAAUGGUUCCCUGCACAGCCAAAUUUGUCGUACACCUUCAUCUGGGAUAAGACGGAUGCCUAUGGCCAACGGGUUUAUGGGCUAUCAGAGGCAGUUGUGUCAGUGGGAUUUGAGUACGAGUCCUGCCUUGACCUCAUCCUGUGGGAAAAGAGAACAGCUGUCCUGCAAGGCUACGAGAUGGAUGCCUCCAAUAUGGGAGGAUGGGCGCUCGAUAAACAUCACAUCCUAGACGUGCAGAAUGGUAUACUGUACAAGGGCAAUGGGGAGAAUAUUUUCAUCUCGCUGCAGCCGCCUGUCAUCAGCAGCAUCAUGGAGGGGAACAAACUGCUCGCACCCCUAGCUCUGGCCUGUGGAGCAGACGGCAGCAUUUAUGUCGGAGACUUUAACUACAUCAGGAGAAUCUUCCCAUCUGGGAAUGUCACCAGCGUCAUGGAACUGAGAAACAAAGAUUUCAGGCAUAGUAACAACCCAGCUCACCGUUAUUAUCUAGCCACUGACCCUGUAACAGGACAGCUGUAUGUUUCGGACACUAACUCCCGGAGAAUUUACCGACCCAAGAUGCUCAGUGGGUCCCGCGACCUCUCAAGUAAUGCAGAAGUGGUCGCUGGUACGGGUGAACAGUGUCCCCCGUUCGAUGAGGCAAGAUGUGGUGAUGGAAGAAAAGCGACAGAGGCACAGUUACUGGGACCCAAAGGAAUCGCGGUCGACAAGAAUGGGCUGAUCUAUUUUGUGGAUGGAACGAUGAUCCGGAAAGUGGAUCGCAACGGAAUCAUCUCCACGAUGCUGGGGAGUAACGAUUUGACAUCCGCACGGCCUUUGACCUGUGACACCAGCAUGCACAUAAGACAGGUCCGUUUAGAAUGGCCCACAGAUCUGGCCAUCAACCCCAUGGAUAACUCCAUCUUUGUCCUGGACAACAAUGUGGUGCUGCAGAUAACUGAAAAUAGACAGGUUCGUAUUGUGGCGGGUCGCCCCAUGCACUGCCAGGUGCCCGGUAUAGAGUACACCUUGGGUAAAAGAGCGGUGCAAACCAUGUUGGAGGGGGCAACGGCCAUCGCCCUGUCCUACAGUGGUGUCCUCUACAUUGCAGAAUCAGAUGAAAAGAAAAUUCACCGUAUUCGACAGGUUUCAACGGACGGAGAAAUUACCCAUUUAGCUGGAACACUGUCUGAAUGUGACUGCAAGAAUGACGCCAAUUGCGACUGCUAUCAAACAGGAGAUGGCUAUGCUAAAGACGCCCGGCUAAACUGUCCUUCCUCUUUGGUGGUGUCUCCGGAUGGGACACUGUAUGUGGCCGAUCUGGGAAAUAUUCGGAUUCGAGCCAUACGACGCAACCAACCACCUUUUGGCUCUUUGGCUUCAGGUCCCAGCUCUUAUGAAGUGGCAUCUCCGGUUUCUCAAGAACUCUAUGUGUUUGAUUUGAAUGGUACCCACCAGUUCACCAUGUCUCUGGUUACUGGAGACUUUAAGUAUAACUUCAGCUACAGCAAUGAGGAGGACGUCACUGCCGUGACAGAUAGCAGCGGGAAUACUCUUCGUAUCCGUAGAGACACCAACAGGAUGCCUGUGCGUGUGGUUGCUCCUGACAAUCAGGUAAUCUGGCUGACCAUUGGAACUAAUGGAGGUCUAAAGACUCUCACAGCUCAAGGUCAGGAGUUGGUUUUAUUCACGUACCAUGGCAACAGUGGAUUGCUGGCCACAAAGAGCAUCCAGAUUGGCUGGACUACAUUCUAUGACUAUGACAGCGAGGGUCGUCUGACUAAUGUGACCUUCCCCACUGGUGUUGUGACCAAUCUCCAUGGUGACAUGUCAUCAGGAGCCGUGGCAGUGGACAUCGAGACGUCAGGAAGGGAUGAGGAUGUUUCCAUAACAACCAAUUUAUCAUCAAUAGACUCUUUCUAUACUCUGGUGCAAGACCAGCUUCGUAACAGCUACCAAGUUGGUAAUGACCGUUCGCUCAGGGUCAUCUAUGCCAAUGGGAUGGACACACACUACCAAACGGAGCCCCAUAUACUGGCAGGUGCUGCCAAUCCCACUGUUGCCCGACGCAACAUGACCCUGCCUGGAGAAAACGGUCAGAACCUCGUGGAGUGGAGGUUCAGGAAGGAGCAGACACGAGGAAAAGUCACCGUUUUUGGGAGGAAGCUUAGGGUAAACGGACGGAAUUUACUCUCCGUGGAUUAUGACCGCACAAUGCGGACAGAGAAAAUCUAUGAUGACCACAGGAAGUUCUUGCUUAAGAUCAUUUAUGACACCCAAGGCCAUCCAACGCUUUGGGUUCCCAGCAGCAAACUGCUAUCGGUUAACCUGACGUAUUCCAGCACGGGGCAGGUGACAGGCCUCCAGAGGGGUCCAACUACAGAGAAGUGGGAGUAUGACAAUCAAGGAAGAAUCAUUUCUAGGGUCUUUGCUGACGGAAAGAUAUGGAGCUACACUUACCUGGAUAAGUCCAUGGUGCUGCUGCUGCACAGUCAACAUCAGUACAUCUUUGACUACGAUUCGAGGAACCGUCUGUCGGCAGUGACCAUGCCCAGCGUGGCUCGACACACGAUGCAGACCAUCAGAUCCAUGGGAUACUACAGAAACAUGUACAAUCCCCCAGAAAGCAACGCCUCCGUGACCGUGGACUACUCUGAGGAUGGACAGCUCCUCAGGGUUGCACACCUGGGCACAGGCCGUCGGAUACUGUACAAAUAUCGCAGACAGAACAAGCUUGCAGAGAUCCUCUACGACUCCACGCGAGUCAGUUUCACCUACGACGAGACUGCCGGCGUGCUCAAAACCGUCAACUUGCAAAGCGAGGGCUUCAUCUGCUCCAUCCGCUACCGCCAGAUCGGCCCCCUGGUCGAUCGGCAAAUAUUCCGCUUCAGCGAAGACGGAAUGGUGAACGCGCGCUUCGACUACACCUACGACAACAGCUUCAGGGUCACCAGCAUGCAGGCGGUAAUCAACGAGACGCCUUUGCCAAUCGAUCUCUAUCAGUUCGACGACAUAUCCGGAAAAGUGGAACAGUUUGGGAAAUUUGGCGUCAUCUACUACGAUAUUAAUCAGAUUAUAUCAACGGCCGUGAUGACGUACACGAAACACUUUGACCAGCAUGGCCGCAUCAAGGAGAUCCAGUAUGAGAUUUUUAGGUCUCUGAUGUACUGGAUCACCAUUCAGUACGACAACAUGGGCAGGGUCACCAGGCGCGAGAUCAAGAUUGGACCGUUUGCCAACACGACCAAAUACGGUUACGAGUACGACGUCGACGGGCAAUUGCAGACAGUCUACCUGAACGAGAAACUGAUGUGGCGAUAUAAUUACGACCUGAAUGGAAACCUCCACCUGCUGAAUCCAGGGAACAGUGGUCGGUUAACCCCACUACGUUACGAUCUGAGGGACAGAAUCACCCGUUUGGGAGAUGUUCAGUACAGGCUGGAUGAAGACGGAUUUUUGCGACAGAGGGGAGCUGAGAUAUUUGAAUACAACUCCAAAGGUCUUUUAACGCGUGUCUAUAGCAAAGCAGCCAGCUGGACGAUCCAGUACCGUUACGAUGGCCUCGGCCGACGUGUGGCGUCAAGAAACAGUCUGGGCCAACACCUUCAAUUCUUCUACUCCGACCUGAACUACCCCACGAGGAUCACCCACGUCUAUAACCACUCCAGCUCCGAGAUCACAUCUUUUUACUACGACCUGCAGGGCCAAGUAUUUGCAAUGGAAAUAAGUAGUGGAGAAGAGUUUUACAUUGCCUGUGAUAACACUGGAACUCCACUGGCUGUCUUCAGUAACAAUGGACUACUGCUUAAACAGGUUCAGUAUACGGCAUAUGGUGAGGUUUACUUCGACUCGAACCCGGACUUUGUGUUAGUUAUUGGUUUCCAUGGAGGUCUUUACGAUCCUCUAACAAGGCUGCUUCACUUUGGAGACAGAGAUUACGACAUCCCUGCGGGAAGAUGGACUACUCCCGACAUUGGCACAUGGACCCGUGUUGGUAAAGAACCUCGGCCGUUUAACUUGUACAUGUUCCAAGGCAACGACCCGAUCAGCAAGAUUCAUCAGGUCAAAGAGUAUGUCACAGACGUCAACAUCUGGUUGGUCACGUUCGGCUUUCACCUUCACAACGCAAUCCCAGGAUUCCCCAUUCCUAAAUUUGACCUGACACAACCAUCACUGGAGAUGCAAAAGAGCCAGAUAUGGGAUGACCUGCCUUCCAUCUCGGGUGUCCAGCAAGAGGUGACUCGUCAGUCGGGGGCUUUCUUGUCGUUUGAACGCAUGCCAGAGAUCCAGCUCAGCCGAAAACAUUCCGACCACGAGAAGCCCUGGCUGUGGUUCGCCACCGCCCGGUCUCUGAUCGGAAAGGGCGUCAUGUUCGCCGUGGUCCAGGGGCGCGUGGUGACCAACGCCCUGAACAUCGCCAACGAGGACUGCAUCAAAGUGGCCGGGGUCCUGAACAACGCCUUUUACCUGGAGGACCUCCACUUCACCGUGGAGGGCCGAGACACGCACUACUUCAUCAAGACCAGCCUGCCGGAGAACGACCUGAGCGCGCUGCGGCUCACGUCGGGCCGGAAGUCGCUGGAGAACGGCGUCAACGUCACCGUGUCCCAGUCCACGACGGUGAUGAACGGGAGGACGCGGCGGUUCGCCGACGUCGAGCUGCAGCACGGCGCCCUGGCGCUGCACGUGCGCUACGGCACCACGCUCGACGAGGAGAAGGCGCGCGUGCUGGAGCACGCGAGGCAGCGCGCGCUGGCGGGCGCCUGGGCCCGGGAGCAGCAGCGGGUCCGGGACGGGGAGGAGGGAGCGCGGCUGUGGACCGAAGGGGAGAAGAGGCAGCUGCUGAGCGGCGGGAAGGUCCUGGGCUACGACGGCUACUACGUCCUGUCCGUGGAGCAGUACCCCGAACUGGCCGACAGCGCCAACAACAUCCAGUUCCUACGGCAGAGCGAGAUAGGGAGGAGGUAA
This is a messenger RNA of Menidia menidia (Atlantic silverside), 7656 nucleotides long. The record is from the annotation of a GenBank genome assembly. Lineage: Eukaryota; Metazoa; Chordata; Actinopteri; Atheriniformes; Atherinopsidae.